AUGUUUAUCAACGGUGUCAAGUAUGCUUGCGCCACCUGUAUCAAGGGUCAUCGUUCUUCGCAGUGCAACCAUGGCGAUCGGCCCUUGUUCGAAAUUCGUAGAAAAGGACGUCCUGUGACCCAGUGCUCUUAUUGCAGAGACCUGAGAAAAACCAAGCAGAUCCACAUCAAAUGCGUGUGC
Molecule: messenger RNA, 180 nt
Organism: Radiomyces spectabilis
Lineage: Eukaryota; Fungi; Mucoromycota; Mucoromycetes; Mucorales; Radiomycetaceae
Product: copper fist DNA binding domain-containing protein
Exons: 2
Biological process (GO): positive regulation of transcription by RNA polymerase II; intracellular copper ion homeostasis; intracellular iron ion homeostasis
Cellular component (GO): nucleus
Molecular function (GO): RNA polymerase II cis-regulatory region sequence-specific DNA binding; copper ion binding; DNA-binding transcription factor activity, RNA polymerase II-specific
Source: RefSeq, a predicted model, not a curated record